AAAUUAGUUCAAUAAGAUGUGUGUUUUCUUUAUCUGUAAAUAAAUGUAUGUGAUUUUUUUAAAAACAGUUUUUAGGUUCCAUCCAGGGGGCGCUCUCAUUUUACCGAACCACCAAUGAAGCCAUUUUUUUAUCCAACGAAGAAUAAACGCAGUCCCCGCUAACCAUUAGCUUAGCUGUGGCCAUUAUUUGCCUUAAAAUGGCCACAUUAUUCCCCGUUAGACCACCAUGUGAUAGCAAUCCCGCUACUCCCGGAGCGCAGUCCAUAAAGGAAGAUGUCAUUGAUGAGGUAUCUAAUGAUGGGAGCCAGCCACCAAAAAGGAGGAGAAUGGGUUCAGGCGACAGCUCUCGUAGCUGUGACACCUUCAGCCAAGAGCUUGGAGUUACUUAUUUCCCAGCAGAAAACUUAAUAGAGUACAAAUGGCCUCCUGAUGAUACAGGAGAAUAUUACAUGCUGCAAGAACAAAUCAGCGAGUAUUUGGGUGUCACAUCCUUCAAAAGGAAAUAUCCUGAUAUGGAGAGGAGAGACUUGUCUCACAAAGAAAAGCUCUACCUCCGUGAGCAAAACGUUAUCACUGAGACGCAGUGCACUCUGGGACUGACAGCUCUGCGGAGUGAUGAAGUGAUCGACUUGAUGAUAAAGGAGUAUCCAACCAAACACUCAGAGUACUCAGUGAUAUUGCAGGAAAAAGAGCGACAGAGAAUAGCUAAGGAGUAUUCUCAAAUGCAGCAGCAGAACCAUCAGAAAGUGGAGGCAAGCAAGGUUCCUGAGUACAUAAAGAAAGCUGCCAAAAAAGCUGCAGAAUUUAACAGCAUCUUCAACAGGGAGCGAAUGGAAGAGAGGAGAGCUUACUUCGACCUUCAGACCCAUGUUAUUCAGGUGCCUCAGGGAAGGUUCAAAGUUCUUGCUCCAGAACUAACCAGAACAGGACCCUAUCCUGUUGCUCUUAUUCCAGGACAAUUCCAAGAUUACUAUAAAAGGUACUCUCCCAAUGAGCUGCGCUACUUGCCAUUGAACACUGCUCUGUUUGAGCCUCCUCUGGAUCCAGAGCUCCCUGCUCUGGACUCUGAACCCGACUCGGACGAUGCUGACGAUGGCAAAGAUGACAAGAAGAGCAAGAACUCAUCUGACAGCUCUUCAGGCAACGCCUCUGACGUGGAGAGUCAGGAAGGUGGAGGUGGGCAGGGCAGCAAGUCUAAAAUGAAAGACAGGACGUCGACACCAGGCAAAGAUCAGCAGCAGUCUGCCCUCCUCAAAUCCUCCCAAGGGUACAAGCCUAAAGUCAUUCCCAAUGCUAUAUGUGGCAUUUGCCAGAAGGGUAAAGAGUCCAACAAGAAAGGCAGGCCUGAAGCUCUCAUUCACUGCUCCCAAUGUGAUAAUAGCGGUCACCCAUCCUGCUUGGACAUGAGCUCUGAGCUGGUGUCCGUGAUCCAGACGUAUCGCUGGCAGUGCAUGGAAUGCAAAACCUGCACCGUAUGCCAGCAGCCCCACCACGAGGACGAGAUGAUGUUCUGUGACAAGUGCGAUAGAGGAUACCACACUUUUUGUGUAGGCAUGGACUCCAUACCUACAGGUCUUUGGGUGUGUGAGGUUUGCGACAAGGAUUUUACACCCAAGAAGAAAGGAGUCAAAACACCUAAAAAGUCCAAGUCAGCUAAAAAAUGAUGAUCCGGUCAUUUAUUUAUUCCAAGACUGUUGUUGACGUAAGAUUAGCAUGAAGCUUUCAGUUUGACAAAAGAAAACAUGUAAAGAAAAAAAAGAAAAAAUCAACAGUCCACGAUGGAUUCUAGUUCUGCUGUCCACACUUUCAUUGUAACUUAUAAUAAUUUAAAAUCAACCAAUUCUCUUAUAAAAAAUUUAAAUAGCCAAAUACUUGCUGCAUAUUUUUCUGUGACCUCAAUGUACAAACAAAAGGAAUGUUUUUUUAGAAUAUAACUUUGAGUCAAUUUUUACUGCAGAAAACCAAUAACUUACCUUAUAAGGUUGUAAGCGGUUUUUCAGAACUUUAUUUCAGGUCAGAAAAUGGUGCUCUUCAUUAUGUACUACUGAAACUGUUUAAAACAGGACUUUCUUCGAACAACAUUUUGUAUGCUUAUGUGUUUUGUAACGUAUGAUCAUUUUUGAUAAUAUUCUGUGAAGUUUGCAUUAAAUAAAUGGUGUUUCUGAU
Molecule: messenger RNA, 2166 nt
Organism: Oryzias melastigma (Indian medaka)
Lineage: Eukaryota; Metazoa; Chordata; Actinopteri; Beloniformes; Adrianichthyidae
Gene: phf10
Product: PHD finger protein 10
Exons: 12
Coding region: 198-1664 (488 amino acids)
Cellular component (GO): npBAF complex
Source: RefSeq, a predicted model, not a curated record